AAACUUUGCACAGAGUAUAUAUCCUCAGUAGUCUCACCUGGCUCUACAUCACAGCAACCAUGAAAGCUCUCCUCUUCUUCCUCUGCCUCCUCUUCCCCUUCAUCACUGCCUCCUCCGUGGCCUACCCCUCUGUCCUGGAUUGCUCCCUCUCCGAUGGUGGCGAGGGCCUCCAGCCUCUCCGUCGAGAAACUUAUGGAAGUGGCCGGAUUUUCGACAUAAGCCACCGUAUCACCUCCGAGAUGCCGGCCUGGGAGUCCAAGGAUGGGCUGGGGCAGUACCUCUGGCUCCGUGCGAGCAUGAAGAAUGGAUCAAUAGCAAACUUCUCGGAGAUGAAGCUGCCAGCCCACAUGGGGACCCACUUGGACGCCCCGGGCCACGUUUUCGAUCACUACUUUGAAGCUGGGUUCGACGUGGACACACUUGACUUGGAAGUCCUCAACGGCCCUGCUCUGUUGGUUGACGUUCGAAGGGAUAAGAACAUAACUGCUGAAGUUAUGAAGUCCUUGCACAUUCCGAAGGGAAUACGACGUGUUCUCUUCAGAACUCUAAACACUGAUAGGCGGCUCAUGUACAAGAAGGAGUUUGAUACGAGCUAUGUUGGUUUCAUGAAGGACGGAGCACAGUGGUUGGUAGACAACACGGACAUCAAACUUGUCGGCAAGUUGCAAGAGUUGAUUAUUUGUCUGUUGCUGCCUAUGACGAUCUGAUUCCAUCUCAUCUUGUUUUCCUUGAGGGCAGGGAAAUUAUUCUGGCAGAAGGCCUCAAGCUUGAUGAUGUGCCAGCCGGGAUAUAUUCCGUCCAUUGCUUGCCCCUGAGGCUGUUCGGGGCAGAGGGAUCACCAAUGAGAUGCAUUCUGAUCCAAUGACCGAUCAAUCUUUAUUAAGUUCUGAAACAAACACACUCUUAAUCCGGCUUGAUGGAAUUAAUGACUUUAUAUGUACCCAUUGAGCUCAAAAUCACCUCUCAAAACAUAAAGCCGAGUGUAUGGUUUGAGUUUUGAAAUUCAUGUUUAAUCAUGGUACUUGAACUUCCGGUGCUGCUCUAUAUGGCCCAAAAUAAAACUUGUUCUGCUCUUUCUUUUCUCGGAAUGUCA
Molecule: messenger RNA, 1093 nt
Organism: Punica granatum (pomegranate)
Lineage: Eukaryota; Viridiplantae; Streptophyta; Magnoliopsida; Myrtales; Lythraceae
Source: RefSeq, a predicted model, not a curated record